GAUAGUUGAUGGUUUAUAAUUUGUGAAAAAACUAGAAAUUGAAUGAAGAAAACUCUCUACGAAGAUGUGCAGCUUUUUGACUGAGAUGAAAAAUAUUUGUCUACGUGGGAGAAAUAUCAUGAAGUGGCAACGGAGUCUAUUUUAAAUAUAUAUAAUAGACAGAUAGAUACGAAAUAACAACAUAAUUGAUUUCGUUAUCAAAUAAAAAGGUCUAAAAUAUUUAAAAUAAGAAUGUUAUAAAUUUAAUGCACGCUAAGAAGAUAAAUGAUCCUAUAAAUAUAAGAAUGUCCUAAGCAUGUCAACAUGGAUGGACACAUGUAAGGUAAUAGAUUAUGCGACAGAAAGAAAUAGAACCGCAACUUGGACUCAAAAGAAAAGAAACACACAACACAACUUGUGGUUUUCUAACAACAAAUAGACAUAGCCAGCCAGCCAGAAAAAUGUGGCUAAACCAUGCCCCACAAAUUCUUUUUUUGCUUUUAGAAUCUUUUUCCUACCAAUCAUUAUCAUAUCAUCAUUCAAAUGGCAAUGGAGAUCAUAAAACAUGGAAAUUCCUUAUUAUUGAUACAUGUAGCUGGUUUUGCAAAGCUUGUUCCUUUUAUUGCUGAAUAUAUAUUGUAGAAGCAAGAUUCAAUUUUUAGCAUUCAUAUGGAUUGGCGUUAGAAAUUAAAAAAACAAACUCUGUGUGUAGGUAAACCCUGAAGUACCGUGUGAAUACACUUACAAGAUGGUGACGAUGAUGAAAGUUCGUAUGAUAAAAAAGGCUAUUCGAUUUUGAAAAUUUGGAAGAAAUCUACCUCUAAGACAGAAAUGGGGUUGCCACAGGUAUCUUCAUCCUUUCUUGUUGAGGAGAUGGCAACUUCAUUAGGCACAUUUGUGCAAACUGCACCUAGGAUUGCCAGCAUAAGCAACUAUGAGUUGAAUUUGUUGGCUGGAGAAGAAAAACUUGGCCAUGGCAUGCACAUUCAUAUGCCUAACUCUGAAUCGUCUAUUUCAAAUAAGUGUAACGAUGGUAAAUCCAAGAUACAAAAGUUGAAGAUUGAUUCCAAGGAACAAAUUGGCAGGUUAUCUGUCAAUGCUGAGCAAACUAUGCAGACGACUAUUUCUAGGACUGUAGGUUUUCAACUAAGAGCAUCAUUGGCUCCUCAUGCGAACGGUUUUGGAUCUUCUGGUGGAAAUGGAUAUUCACCAACUGAAGUAUCCGAUUCUCAUGUCAAAAGGCGAUUGUUGUCGCCUUUGAAUGUGAUGUUGCUUGGAGAUCAUUUUAAAGGUGAUCCUGAGUUUAAUCAAAGUUGUUUAGAGGCUGGCGAUGAUAAUUACAAUGAUCUACAUAAGUAUAAGAAGGUUCAUAUUGGAAACUACAACAAUAUUCAUACCACAGUUUGGUCGUCCUCUUGUUUUCAAGAACUUGUAAAUUCAUCUUGUAAUAAUGACUCUCGUACAAACCAAAUUUUAACGAGUGACGGUUUAAAUUGUGAAGUUCAGGAGCCAAAUUACAAAUCAUUUCUUGCAUUUAAUGAUUCUGAGAAGACAACUAAAAUCAAGUCCCAAACAUCAGCAUUGUUUAUACCUCAAAACAAGGAGUCGUCGCCUCGAUUCCCUUUAUCUCCUUUGGGUAAAAAACCAUGUACAGAUAAAUUUUUUGGAGAAUGUAGAGAUAUUGAUACCGAGUUAAGUGAUGCCAAUCUAAUUUUGAAUGAUGUUGAACAAUCACUUAAUAGAAAUUGUCAAGCCAUUUUAUCUGCACAAGAGAUACCAAGAAAAUCACAGUUCAAUUCCAACAGUAUGCAGCAAAACUCUGUCAUGGUUACUCCUGAUAAUAUCAUCGAUACGAAUGAGUAUUGGACUUUUCCUGCGAGCUUUCCUCCUCGGCGUGCCAAGUUAUGCGGAUCUGUGAAUAGGCUGCCAAUUAGAAGGACAUUGGUCGGUUCGUUUGAGGAGUCCCUAUUAUCCGGUCGAUUACUGUCUGACAAAGUUAGUCAGAAAAUUGAAGGCUUUCUUGCUAUGCUCAAUGUAACAGGAGGCAAUUUCUCGCCUCAAUCACGAAAAAUUCCAUUUGCAGUAACCAGUGUGGAUGGAGACAAAUAUCUACUUUAUUAUUCAUCAAUUAAUCUUUCAGGAAAGUUUUUAUCAAGCAAGUCUAGAGUAUCUAAAUUUCAGAGAACCCUUAGCAUGGAUGAAUCGCGAUAUGAAAGGAGACGUAUACGUAUACCUAUAAAGGGACGUAUUCAACUGGUUCUCAACAAUCCAGAGAGGACACCUAUUCACACCUUCUUUUGCAAUUAUGAUUUAAGUGACAUGCCAGCUGAUACCAAGACAUUCUUGCGUCAAAAGAUCACUUUAACCUCGUCGUCUAGGUCGAUGUAUUCGAAUGGAAAAGAAAUUCAAACAGAUUCUGAUGUUGAUGCCAAAUCCUCACUGAUCUCAAAUACCACUCGAAGAGAUAAAGAUUUUCUGACCUCAAAAUGCAGAGAGUUUGAUAGUUUUGCAUGUACUAAGGUUGGUAAGGAAGAAAACUCUAGUUCAAACACAUGCCUUGUUGAUGAAGACAAAUUUUUGAAUUGUUCUUCAAAGAUCAAUGACAAUUCUAUUAACAAUUGCAUCUUGCUUUAUGUUCUUCACCUUCGCUUUAUGUGUACCUUGCCUAAGAAACGUUCGAGGUCGGUUCCUACACGCAAAUCCGACCCUAUAUCUUCAGAAGCAAGAAAUCUUAUAGACAAUGAACAUGAAAGAAGUUUCUACUUGUAUGAUGAUAUGAGAGUAGUGUUUCCUCAGCGUCACUCAGAUUCUGAUGAGGGCAAGUUGCAUGUGGAAUAUCAUUUCCCAUCCAAUCCAAAAUACUUUGACAUCAGCAGCUAAAAUGUCAAUGCAUGAUUCAUCUCUCUCAAUAAUUUUUGUAUAUAGAUUUGUAAAUAUUGUAUUCAUUUCUUUUUUGGUACUAUGAACCCCCUAGGAAAAAGACAAAAGACAAAACUAACUUCCUUUGUAAUCAUGUUUGCAUCAUCUUAUACAGUAUACGCAGCCCACAAUCACCUUCUCUUAAAAAA
Molecule: messenger RNA, 3047 nt
Organism: Cicer arietinum (chickpea)
Lineage: Eukaryota; Viridiplantae; Streptophyta; Magnoliopsida; Fabales; Fabaceae
Source: RefSeq, a predicted model, not a curated record